Molecule: messenger RNA, 2888 nt
Organism: Nicotiana attenuata
Lineage: Eukaryota; Viridiplantae; Streptophyta; Magnoliopsida; Solanales; Solanaceae
Exons: 4
Coding region: 355-2325 (656 amino acids)
Source: RefSeq, a predicted model, not a curated record
AGUAACAUUAGAUUCUGGUCUUGGAUAUACAAGCAAAUGGUUAUGAAGGACCUAAAAUAUUAAAUAAGGAACCCAAAAUAAAAUGCCCCUUUAACCGUUUUAACUACCUCACAAAUCACCAGGUCCAUAAAUAUUUAUUCUGCAAAGAAUCCUACAAAUUCGGAUGUAUUUUUGACAAACAAGGAACUCAAUUUGACUUGAAGAUUUGUCUUUUUUUGAGUCAUUUUGAUUCUGGGGUAUCCAAUUUUCUCUCUUUUAUCCACAUGAUCUUAGGGAAAACACCCUCUUCUAUUAAUCUGCAUCCUUAUAAUUUCAAAAAAAAAAAAAAAAAUUGUAAUUCCACCUGAUAAAAUCAUGGCGAGUUUGAAAUCUGGCGUUCUUGUAAAGUUACUUGAAGACAUGAAAACUGGUAAUGAAAAUGCCACGUUAGAAGAUCGAAAUAAGCCAGCAUUGUUACAAAUCAGAAGCAUAAUUCCUGUCCUAGAGGAAGGUAAUUUAUUGCCCAAUAGGGGAUUUUACCUCAAGAUUUCAGAUGCAUCACACGCAAUAUAUGUCACAUUGUCCCAAGACCAAAAUGAGCUGAUUUUAGGCAACAGGUUAAAACUAGGACAAUACAUUUAUGUAUAUAAAUUGGAGGAUGCACAACCAUUUCCAUUGCUUAAAGAUUUAACGCCUCUCCCUGGUAGGCGUCCAUGUGAUGGAACCCCUGAAGAUAUUGGUUCGGUUCCAAAUUUUGAGAAGAUUCAUGAUUCAUCCAAUUCUGAUUUUAUUGUUGAAAAGGGUGUCAUUUCUGAAGAAAAGAUUAUGGAAAUAUCAACCAAUUUAAGGAGGUUAUCUUUAGAGUCAUCUGAUGUAGAGGAAGUGAGGAAAAAAAGUGAUGUUCUUGAGGGAAGUACUAAGAAAGGCAAGUUCAGGUCAUUGAGUGCUUCGAAAACUCGUCCAGGAGAUAAAAGAUCAGAUGUUGAGAGAAGAAAUUCUGAUGUUCUGGGGUUAGUUAGUAGGGGUUGGAGAAUGUCUGUUGAUAAUGAUAGUGAUACGGAUAGCACGGUAUCUUCAGUGUCAUCAUCCACCUGGAAUUCUAAGAGGAAAAGUUGGAAUGAGUUAAAGAAUUUGGGUGCUGAGGAGAUUUUUGAUUCUUCAGUUGUCAAACACAAUAUCAGACCACCACGUUGUCGUAGUGCAACUGUUUCACCUGUUCGUUCUGUCAAAUACGACAGCUCAGAUGACAAUUCAAGUUCAAUAUCAAGAAGAAGGCUUGUUGGUUCUGCAAAGAAAAUAGUCAAGAGUUCAACUAAGAGCAAGAAUUCUAUGUCAAAGGUGAACUCUGAACAAGCCUUCCAUCCAAUUAAAGGCUUAGUAUAUGACAGACAAGGCGCAGAAAGUGGGAUUUCAUGGGAUUCACUGCCCUCAAGUUUGGUGAACCUUGGCAAGGAGGUUGUAAAGCAAAGAGACAUUGCUCUCUUUGCAGCUGCUGAUGCUUUGCAAGAAGCUUGUGCAGCUGAGAGAUUGCUCAAUUCAUUAAGCAAAUUCUCAGAGUUACGCUUACCUGAAGAAGAUGAUCUACAGCCUCAUGUUGAUACAUUUUUGGAUCUUCAAGAUGAUAUGGCUCAGACAAGACUAAUAAUGAAGUUACUGACAAAUAUAAGUCCAAUUAGAACAGGAGAAACAGAUUCAAGUAGCACAAUUUCAGAUAAUGAAGCAUUAACUAUUGCAGCGCAAAGAAAGAAAAAUGCAGCUGCAUGGAUAAAAUCUGCUGUGGCUUUAGAUCUUUCACCAUGUUCCACUUCCCUCAAUCAAAUUUCUAACUCUAUGACCGUUGCCAAUACACUGAAGAAGUCUAGUACAUCUAGUCACAGUACCAAACAAAAAGGCGCAAGCAUUAUUAGAACUGACAAUAUAAACACUGAUGACAUUUCGUUUGUAUUGACAUCUAACAGUGAUGCGCAUUCUGAAUGGACCAGUGGUAGCACUAUCCCUGCAGCUACUCGGCUAGCUGCUUCAUUGCAGGACGAGUGUAGAAAAAAGUUUUUGUGUUACAUAGAGAAGUAUAUUAAUGAACUUGAAAGAAAAAUGUAUUUAAUGGUAUCAGAUAACCAAGUAGCAGCAAUGAUGUAUAAGGUCAAGAGAGUAAAUGACUGGUUAGACAUGAUCAUCAACAAGGAGGGCAAUCCUCAAAAAGACGCGAGCAAAGAAGGUUCAAACUUGGAUGAAACAGAAAUUGAAGCAUGUAAUAGGGUGAGGAACAAAAUAUAUGGGAUCCUACUGAAGAAUGUAGAGAGGACUGCUAUGGCUUUUGAAAGCAGCAAUGCAACGUUACAUCGUUGACAACUGAGAUUUCUACUGUUAGCUCGUAUUAAACUUGAAGAGUACAUUGAAGCGACAAUAUUCAAUCAGAAUUGUUCUCUAAGUAGUGUACAAGUGCAUAUCAUUCUCCGUUCUAGAGAAUAAAUGCAAUAACUCCUUCUUUUAUAGCAUUGCCCGAGCCUAAGUUAUUUCCUUGCCUCAAUAGUCUCUGCACAUAUGGAAGGGGAGUCUUGGCAUAACUGGUAAAGUUGCUGCCAUGUGACCAGGAGGUCACGGGUUCAAGCCGUGGAAACAGUCUCAUGUAGAAAUGUAGGGUAAGACUGCGUAAGUAGACCCUUGCGGUUCGGCCCCUCUCCGGAUCCCGCGCAUAUAUAGCGGAAACUUAAUGCAUUGGGCUGCCCUUUAAUAGUCUCUGCACAUAUGCUUCUGUAAAUAGGUCUCCAUGUAAAUGUCCUCGGACAACUCUAGUUUCUCCUUUUAUUGUGAUGCCAAAUAGUCUACUUCAAACUUCUUUUAUAGUUAACAUAGCAGAAAUAAUCCUAAAUGUCUCAAACAAAUUUUUACUGGCUACUAGGCGUAGGGGU